UCGAAAAUGGAUUUUGUGCAAUAGAUGGGUGAAGUGAGCUGUUUCACGGAGUUUCCGGGGAGUAAGGAGGGUUAGGCUGGAGUUUUGAGCGAGAGGUGGUGUUACUGAUUUUGGCGCGACUGGACGAAGGAAUUUGCUCCGCCAGAAGCGGACCGGUAAGGAAGCCGUGUGGAACCAGGAUUGGAUCACAGGGUUCUCGGACAACUUGUGAUAUAAAUUGUUGAAUGACCACUGAUUAUUUUCUGGAUCUGACUAUAUAUAAUUUCAGAAGAAACAAUGGAAAGCCAAGAAUUUAUUGUCCUAUAUACUCAUCAAAAGAUGAAGAAGUCGAAAGUGUGGCAAGAUGGAAUUCUGAAGAUCACUCACUUAGGAAACAAAGCAAUUCUAUACGAUGACAAAGGAGAAUGUUUGGAGAGUUUAUUUCUUAAGUGCCCUGAGGUGAAACCUGGAGAUGAUUUAGAAAGUGAUCGAUACUUAAUCACAGUUGAAGAGGUUAAAGUUACUGGAAGCACAGCUGUCAAACAGGAUGUUGUUAAAGAAGCACCAGCAUUGAAUUCAAAGAGGUUUAUAUCUUCUGGCCGGUCCCUUGGGUGUCAGCCUGCUGGUUUAAAAAGGAAGUUUGCUGGUUUUCAAGGACCACGUCAAGUGCCAAAGAAAAUGGUUAUUACAGAAAAUAAUGAAUCAGCUGCUUCAUUUGAAGCUAAGAAGCCUGGUCCUAUUUUUCUUUCUCCAUUCUACAGCACAUCUCCUUUGUUUUCUACAGUUGGCAAGAAAGAUAUAAAUAAUAUACCAACAGACCCUGAGAACAUUGCCACUUACGAGAACAGAGAGAGAAAUGGCAUAGCUUUUUCUUCACUUGUCUCUACUUCAUCCUUCAAGCUUAACCCAGAAAUGCUAUGUGAAGAAAAUUAUUUUUCCUCUCCUGUCAAUUUUGUAAAUAAGCAUUCAGAUUCUUUACUGACCAAUGAGCCCAUGAAAAGAGAUAGUUUGGUAUCUCACAGUUUAGGAGUUUCACAAAAUACUAGAAGCAAAGCCCAAAUAUUAGCUCUUCUGAAGUCCAAAUCAACUAGUACAUCUAAGGAACUAAAAUCUGAGAUUACAGGACAUUGCCCUCAGAUGCAACCACAAGGAAGUUUAAAAAUUCCUACUAAACCAAAGUGCUUAAUUGCACAGGAAGAGUAUGCUGAGGUGAAGAGCACAGAAAGUUUACACUACCAGCAUCAAUCAGAAAAUACCAUGAGAAAUAAAAGCCGGUGGGCCAUGUAUUUAUCCUCACAGAGUUUGCCUAUACAUUCCUCUACUGUAGAUGGAAAUGAUACAGAAAAAAACCCCAAGGCCCGAGUUGGUAAUUUAAACUUGAAAGACCUUUUGGUGCAAAAAAGGGUACAGUUCUUUGAAACAGGUGCUGAAAAUGGAAAAAACUAUAACGAAGACAAGCCAGUAGAUGAUAAUGAUCAAACCUGGGAUCAAGAAGGAAAAUUAGAAAUUCCUUCAUUCUGUGAACGCAGCAGCUUACCAGUUACCUGUAGUAACGCAGAAAAUGAUGGCUUGUUAUCAGAAUCUGACAUUCAAGAAAAUAAUAAAAGACUUCUUAAUCCAAAUGACCAGUUGGGCAUAAAAGGAUCAAUUCUCAUUAGAAAAAAAGCUCAGGAGAUAGAUAUACGUGGAACACCAGAAAAGGAGUAUAAACAUCUACAAAUUGAAUCUUCACUAAGUAACAAUUCUGGGAUCUCUGAUGAUAAUACUGACAUAUUUUCUAAAAGUAGUACUAAUAAUGAACUCCUUAAUAAUAUUCAUGAACCUAUGAGUAAUGUAACACAGCCACUUGUGGAAAUCACAUUUAAUCUAAAGAAUUUUGAAACCAGUGACACUGAGGAGGAAUCACAGGAAAGCAACAGAAUUUCCCAGGAUUCAGAGGGUUGGGUGAAAGAAACUUUGGUUAAUGACGGCAAUUCAAGAUGUGAGAAUAUAAGCUGUAAAGAAGUUGGCAGUGAACACUUGCCUCUCUUAACAUCUACUGGGGGCAAACUAUCAGAGACAUUUCCUGUGAAAGAGAUUCUGCCAUCACAGUUUUGUGAUAAAACGUGUGUAGGUUUUGACAGAAGACCUUGGAAAGCUGGAAACACUGGAAAAGAAACAGAGGAGGAGUGGAGUGACACAUUAAGCAAUUUUGACUCAUCCUUAGAGUGGACUGAUGAUGUAUAUGCAGAAAAUAAUGAAGGCAAUAAUAAAUCUAUUAGUGCUUCAUUCCCAAAUAAAUCUGAAAGUAUAAACACAAAUUUACAUAUUCCUCAUUUUUUAAACAUAGCCACUCAUCAGAAUCCUGAAAAAAUCCUAUUUUCAGAACAAGCUCAGCCUCGGCCUUUUAUUAUGGGAAGUGGCUUGGACAAAAAUACCAACCAGGUUUUACCAUUAACCUCUAGCAGUGACAACAGUAUCCAGCUAUUAAAUGCCAGUCAGAUUCACUCUGAAGAAUGUAUUGCACUUGAUAAAUCACAUACCCAAGUUUCCAAUUCUUUGUUUUACCCUUUGGGAGAAAAACAUCCUAUUUCCAAAGACACAGAAUCACAUAUUCCUGAAUCUGAAAACUUGGAAAGGACUAGAAGUUUACCCCAGGACCAUAUUGAUGUAGAAACUGCUGGAGAAAGCAAACAAUACUGGAAUAAUCCUAGACAUUCUUCAGAACUUUCCAGAUUAGUAAAUAGCAUUUCCCUAUUAAAAUCAUUGUCUGAACACAGUACGGCUUUGGAAGGCUUGGAAGUAUUGAAAAAGAGGAAUACCGCUUUUAAACAACAAGGAACUCAGCAGACAGAUGAGCCAGAUAGCAAUCCUGAAGCUAGGAAACCAUUGACUGCAGUAGUCUCACAAGCUAUACCAAAGUCUCCUCAUCUGAACCAGGAUCCACAACAGAUGAUAAAAGAAAAUGAAGUUGAACCAAGUGAACUUCAGUCUUUGCAGUUCCCAGAUGAAGAAAACUUUUCAAAAGGAGGUAUUAGCUUUAAUAUUGAAGAGAAUUUUCAAGUGACAGCUGAGUCUAAUAAGGACUCAGUUGAAAAUGAUUCAAUUUUAGAUUUCCCUCCUAAAGAUUCAGAACAUUUAUAUAAUUAUUUGGAUUAUAAUUUUAAAUCAACAGAGAGGACUUCGUGGGAAGCAAAUAAGGUGACAUCACCAGAACAAAAGAUCUCAACAUUAAGCCCUGUUUCUACUUUAUCUUUGAACUCAAGAGAUGAAGACUUCAUACUGGAAUUCUCUGAGGAGUCCCUGAAAGCAAGAACUUUACCUGUAAUGAAAAAAUCGAGUUCUCUGGAGAUUAAGAACCUUCAAAGGCUUUCAUUAGUAAGUGGAACCCGAGUUCCACUUAAUACUUUGCCACCUGCCAGUGGGCCACCUGAUGUAGAUUCUUGUUCAUAUGUGAUCGACUGUGACAGGCAAGAGUCUUCUGGUUCUCCCAUAUUCAACUUCUGUGAAGAGUCAGAAGUUCCUUCUUUUAGCUUUGGGUCAGAGGACCAGAGCGAAACUUCUUUCUCUAAAGAAUCUAAGGAAGUGACUCCGAGGGACGUUUCACUUUUUGAUAAUAUAUCUACUCAAAGCAAGUGGUUGAAAUAUCAAAACAUACUCCAGUGCAACUUGACUACUCCAAACAGAGUUGAUCAGAAAGUAACAGAUGGCUUCUUUGCUGAGGCUAUUUCUGGGAUGCAUUUUAGUGACACGGGUGAAAGACAGAGUGGUGCUGUGAAGGAAAGUUCUGUAGACUCUGUGCAUUUGCAAAUCAUGAAACACAUGCUUCAGCAACAGCAGCAGGAUUUUAGCAGUCAAGAUUUGGUUUCCAGAAAGAAAGCGUUUUCUUUGAAUUUAAAGCAGACUUCUAAGACUGAGGAAAUUCAAAAUGUGUUAAGAGGGUAUGCCUACUACAACUGCAGUGUAACAGGAGAUUUUCAGGAGAUAAAUGACUCCGAGCUAUGCUUCCCAAGUAGGCAGAAAAUAAAAUCUGCAUAUCUUCCCCAAAGGCAAAUUCACAUACCAGCUGUUUUUCAGUCUCCUGCUCAUUAUAAGCAGAUUUUUACAUCUUGUCUCAUAGAACAUUUAAAUAUAUUGCUGUUUGGGUUGGCACAAAGGUUGCACAGAGCUCUUUCAAAAGUUGACGUAUCAUUUUACACAUCAUCAAACAGAGACAAACUGAAAAAUGUAGAAAAUAAUGUGCCAUCCUGCCAUCAUCGUCAGCCUGCAAAACUUGUCAUGGUUAAAAAGGAAGGUCCAAAUAAGGGUCGUCUCUUUUAUACCUGCGAUGGACCCAGAGCUGACCGAUGUAAAUAUUUCAAGUGGCUUGAAGAAGUGACCCCAGGAUAUUUAACACAGGAAAAAUCUCUACCUAGCAUGGUUUUAAAUGAUAUAAAAAGUAUUGGCUUGUACUUAAGAAGUCAAAAGAUACCCCUCUAUGAGGAAUGCCAGCUUUUGGUGAGAAAAGGGUUUGAUUUUCAAAGAAAACAGUAUGGUAAACUAAAGAGGUUUACUACUGUAGAUCCUGAAUUUUAUAAUGAACCUAAGAGCAAACUUUAUCUUAAGCUGAGUCGGAAGGAAAGUUCUUCGACUUACAGCAAAGAUGAUCUUUGGGUGGUUUCAAAAACCCUAGACUUUGAAUUGGAUACUUUUAUUGCAUGUAGUACUUUCUUUGGUCCAUCAUCUAUCAAUGAGGUAGAGCUACUACCUUUGAAAGGUUAUUUCCCUUCGAAUUGGCCCACUAACACAGUGGUCCAUGCAUUAUUGGUUUGUAAUGCUAGCACAGAGCUGACCACUUUGAAAAAUAUUCAGGACAACUUUAAUCCAGCUACUCUACCUCUAACACAGUACCUGUUAACAAUGUCUUCAUCAACUACAGUGAGCAACAAGAGAGUCAAUAAGAGAAAAUUUAUCCCACCAGCCUUCUCAAAUAUCAGCACAAAAUUUGAACUACUCAGUAUAGGAGCAACAUUGCAGUUAGCUAGUGAGUUAAUUCAGGCACACAAGUUAAACAAGGAUCAAGCUACAGCUCUAAUUCAGAUAGCUCAAAUGAUGGCAUCACGUGAAAGUGUUGAAGAAAUGAAGGAACUGGGAAUUCAUACCCUCCCUAUCACGAUCAUACAUGGUGUUUUUGGAGCAGGAAAGAGUUAUUUGCUGGCAGUGGUGAUUUUGUUUUUUGUGCAGCUAUUUGAAAAGAGUGAAGCUCUUACAGUUGGAAAUGCAAGACCAUGGAAACUUUUGAUUUCUUCUUCUACUAAUGUAGCUGUUGACAGAAUACUUCUUGGGCUUCUUAGUCUUGGAUUUGAAAAGUUUGUCAGGGUUGGGAGUAUCAGGAAGAUUGCCAAGCCAGUUUUACCUUACAGUUUGCAUGCUGGCUCAGAAAAUGAAAAUGAACAAUUAAAAGAACUACAUGCACUCAUGAAGGAAGACCUGACUCCUGUGGAAAGAGUCUAUGUGAGGAAAAGUAUUGAGCAGCAUAAACUGGGGACCAAUAAAACCCUGCUGAAGCAGGUCCGAGUAGUUGGAGUUACCUGUGCAGCCUGCCCAUUCCCAUGCAUGAAUGAUCUUAAAUUUCCUGUGGCUGUCCUGGAUGAGUGUAGUCAAAUCACAGAACCGGCUUCACUCCUUCCCAUUGCAAGGUUUGAGUGUGAAAAGCUGAUUCUUGUUGGAGAUCCCAAACAGCUCCCUCCUACUAUUCAGGGUUCUGAUGCAGCUCAUGAAAAUGGAUUGGAACAAACUCUUUUUGAUCGACUUUGCUUAAUGGGUCACAAACCAGUUCUAUUGAGAACCCAGUACCGUUGUCACCCUACAAUCAGUGCUAUUGCUAAUGAUCUGUUUUAUGGAGGAAACCUCAUGAAUGGUGUUUCAGAAACAGAGAGGAGCCCUUUAUUGGAAUGGCUCCCAACCCUGUGUUUCUAUAAUGUUAAAGGACUGGAACAGAUUGAAAGAGAUAACAGCUUUCAUAAUGUGGCAGAAGCUGCUUUUACACUCAAGCUGAUCCAAUCACUGAUUGCAAGUGGAAUAGCGGGCUCUAUGAUUGGGGUGAUAACAUUAUACAAAUCCCAAAUGUACAAGCUCUGUCAUUUACUCAGUGCUGUGGACUUUGAACAUCCUGAUAUGAAAGCUGUGCAGGUGUCCACAGUAGAUGCUUUUCAGGGAGCUGAAAAGGAGAUCAUUAUUCUGUCUUGCGUAAGGACCAGACAAGUAGGAUUUAUUGAUUCAGAAAAAAGAAUGAAUGUUGCAUUGACCAGAGGAAGGAGGCAUUUGUUGAUUGUAGGAAAUUUAGCCUGUCUGAGGAAAAAUCGACUAUGGGGGCGUGUGAUCCAACACUGUGAAGGGAGGGAAGAUGGAUUGCAACAUGCAAGCCAGUAUGAACCACAGCUGAACCAUCUCCUUAAAGAUUAUUUUGAAAAACAAGCAGAAGAAAAACAUAAGAAAAAGAGUGAAAAAGAUAAAUCUAAAGAUAAAUCUUAUUCGCAAAAAGACAUGAUAUAGUUUGUAUUUAUAUAAUUUCAAAUUCAUUUUACACUAUACAUUUGUAUAUUUUUAU
This is a messenger RNA of Mesoplodon densirostris (Blainville's beaked whale), 6547 nucleotides long. It is a transcript of the gene ZGRF1, whose product is annotated as zinc finger GRF-type containing 1. Gene Ontology annotation, biological process: double-strand break repair. Gene Ontology annotation, cellular component: nucleus; site of double-strand break. The record is from RefSeq and is a predicted model, not a curated record. Lineage: Eukaryota; Metazoa; Chordata; Mammalia; Artiodactyla; Ziphiidae. The transcript has 28 exons. Gene Ontology annotation, molecular function: helicase activity; zinc ion binding. The coding region runs from base 277 to 6492 and encodes 2071 amino acids.